Molecule: messenger RNA, 1134 nt
Organism: Colletotrichum orchidophilum
Lineage: Eukaryota; Fungi; Ascomycota; Sordariomycetes; Glomerellales; Glomerellaceae
Exons: 1
Coding region: 1-1134 (377 amino acids)
Source: RefSeq, a predicted model, not a curated record
AUGCCUCUCACCGGGGACAGCAGGAAGCCAUCAGAUGCCACGCGAGGAGGUAUACUGAGCGGCUGGUUGGGUGGAUCUCGCAACAAUACAGAGGAAGCCAAGCCGAAUGACGAAGCAAUGGAAGGGACGCCCGCGAACAGGCUACGGAGAAGGCAAACCGGUUCAACUGAGACGACAACGAAGGGAACUUCGCCGGGUACAUCACGGUUCGCCUUCUUCAGCCCACCCUUCUCUAAGAACACUCAGACACAAGUCAGCCCAAAGCAGGAUGAAGAGUUGCUGUCUAUGAACAUCCAGGAGGCGCUGUUCCCUCCUACAUCUCCGGCUCACCGGGACGUCUUCUCGCCUGCAGCCUUUAAAAACCUCGAGUCCACAGCCGUCGGCCUAUUAACAAAGUUCCAAAUAGCCUACCAAAGACAGAACGCCGCCCUGAUAGAAUUACGUGUGGAAAAGGACGCUCAGAAUGACGAAAACGAUGAGGCGGAGACACGGAUCCAACACCUCAAGGUCCAACUGGAAAACAUGGCGACCAAGGUCGCCGAGCAGGAGCAGUCGAUGCGACAGCUCAUGACUGAGCUGAAUGCGGAGAAGAAGGCUAGGCAAGAGGAGCGGGCUAUGCGUGAACGGAACCGUCCGAUUUCCGAGGGGUCGUCAAUAUCCGAAGAUCUCGGCGCCGAAGAGGACCAGGCCAGGAGGAAGUGGAGAAAGAGCGCGGGCUUCGACACAGACGAGGAGAGUGUCGAGGAUGCCAGCGUCUUCUCGAGGUCGCGGAGCCCUACAACCGCCGCCCCUAGCGUAUUCGAGGGCAGCAUAGCGGAAACAUCAGUAACACCGCCGCCAAAAUCGAAUACACUCGGCCCCCCGAGGACGUCACGGCCGCCGCCCACGUCAAAACCGUCGCCACAGCAGGCGAGCGUUUUCCAGAAACUCAUGAGAGGGGUAACAGGCGACGCCGCGAAAGAGGAGGGAAGCGCGGCAUCGUGCUCGAACUGCCGCGGGCAGGACGAGCGGGCGGCGUGGAACACCGUCAGUCUAUUGAGGGACGAGAAUCGUGGGUUAAAGCAUCGUGUUGAGGAGCUGGAGAAUUGUGUUGAUAGUGCGCUGGACGUGGUCAACGGGCUUAGACUUGACUGA